CAGCACAGCCUCAUCAGGCUGUCUAUCUGAGCAAUGCCGUCCAACUUCUCUUUUCUUCCGCCAUUCAUAUCUCAAUCAUUUCAGGCCGGAAUAGCACGCAUCAUCUACGUAGUAAUCACAUUUCGGCAACCGAUCUUUAAAUGUAAUCUCCGAGAUGUCAGGUCUCGAGAUUCUUGGGGCCAUUGCGAGCUCUAUCGCUCUGGCACAAGCGGUCAAAGGGACACUCAAGGCUGUCGACUUUCUACGACAAAACUCUGAGAUGAAGAAGGAGUGUAAUAAAUUGAGCAAAGAAAUACUCAUGAUUGACUGCUUCAUCAUGCAGGCAAGAGAUCAGACAGACCCGAUGAUACCAGCACAACGACUCCUCGGAUCCGCAGAACACCCACUAGUCUCCUUGACAAUACAAGAGCUCGAGGGUAUAUUGGAUGAGCUUAACGAGGUUGUAGAGAAAUACUCGCGCUCUCGAAAAGCCCACGACCCGAAGAGAUACACAGAUAAGGUGAAAUGGUUAUCAGAUGCAAGCAAGAUCGAAGAGCUUCGUGAAAGGGCUCAGGCUACAAAGUCCAAUCUACACAUGGCAAUUACAUUUCGAGUUUCUUCCAUGGUAGACCGAGGAAAUGUGCGACAAGAAGUGCUCUUUCACCGCGUGACCCAACAGUUGGCUUACUAUACGCAAGAGACUCACAAUAUCUCUCAAAUCUUACCCAAGCUACUCCAAGGACCCCAUCUCAUGCCAGAAAGUUCAACCACAAGUCUACAACCUGGGGCACAAGGCAAAACGAUUUACAGCAAGCCGGACCUACCAGUAACGGAAGAGAACAGAGUUACUGAGGACUCGGAUGUGUCCUUGACAAGCACUGCCGAUCAUGGCGUUACCGAUAUCAAAGAGGAGGGCUUUGUCAGUGUGACAACCAUCCAACCCCUCCGCACACGCUCAUGCAACUCGAGAUGUAUGUGUCGAUGUCAUCGAGGACGACGAGAUCACACUGGUACAUGGGCAGUCUCUCUCUUCUCUUCAUGGCUCGUUCGAUAUGAUAAUACAGACAACAAUUGCCAACGCAGAUGCGGGUGCAAGUCGAGCAUUGAGUAUGAAUUUCGGCUUCCAAACUGGCUAUGGGCAGGAUUCCUUUCAUCUCAGGCAUCGCGAAGACCAAAUAUUACCCUCUCCUUACGUCUAUCAAGGGACUUUGAAUUUUACAACGACUUAUGGUUGACAAUGGCGAACCCAUUCUUACUAGAAACCCGUAUUAGAGAGGGGUUUGUAUACUUUCCAGAUGACACAGUUGGAGGUACCUGGCCUCUGUUAAUUAUAGCACUUCAUCACAAGAGUUCUGACUGUGUAGAAAUUCUUCUCAAGUUAUGGGAAAAUAUAUUACCAAGUCAGGGGCUAUCCAGAAACAUUGGAUACCGACUUAAACUAUAUGAAACUAUAGAGAGUUGGAGUGCAGUGAAUACAGCAGUGAACAAAGCAUUGUCUUUUGUGCAAGAUUGGGAAGACGUGAGCAUGACUAAAGUUCACAUAGCGGCAGCAGAAGGUGGAGUGUUGGACGCAUUACGGGAGCAACCUUGGGCUAUUGACGAACCAAACGAAUAUGGAGAGACUCCAAUCCACUGUGCAGUUAUGUAUAACAAUUUUGAGGGACUGGAGCAACUGAUCGCGGCCAAGGCUAACGUCAAUUGGCAAAGUCCUUUGGGCUUUACCCCCCUCAUGACAGCCGCCAACAACGGGAACGACACAAUGGUACAGAAGCUCUUGGGGUAUAGCGAGUGCCGGAGGCUUAUUGGGCAAAAAGAUGUCCAAGGCCAGACUGCGCUGCAUUUAGCUGUCGAGUCAAGAUCCCCAGCCUGUGUCAGACUGUUACUUGAGGCUGGAGCGCCCGCAUCAAAGCUCGAUCAUUAUGGUCAAGCUCCGAUGCACCGCCUUGCAUGGGGAAAUCAAGAUUAUCAGCAAGAAACCGGCAAGAUAAUCGAGCUUCUGCAAGAUCGUGGGGCAGAUAUCGAAUCGAAAGAUCACAAAGGUGCUACACCAGUCUUGUGGGCAUGUAAAAAAGGCAAUGUCCCCGUCCUGAGGGCUCUUGUUGGGGCAGGCGCGUCGCUCACUGCCAUCGAUUCGAAUCGGCAUUGCAUACUUCAUUUAGCAGCUAUCUCUGAAAACUUCGGUGUUGUCCAUUACCUUGCAGAGCAAGACCUUGGGGAUAUCGACCCACAGCUUCGAGAGCUCUCCCAGAGCAGCACUCCUCUGGGCAGCUUAAGGUGGAUUUUUGAUAGGUAUUGCUUCCCUACCUCUACCAUUCCAACUCAGAAUCAACAAAAGGACUUUAUCAAACUCUAUUUCGACUUGUUGAUACGCGAUUUGGAGCGUCAUUUGUCCACUCUCGGGGAUGUUCAAGAAGCAAUAGAAGAUAGAGACUCAGGGGCCACGGCAGAACUUCUCGAUAUACUUAUUAAGAGGAAUGAGGCCGGUUUCCGGCAGGAUCUUGUUGACUGGUAUAGAGGACUGCAGUUUUAUGUUUCAGAUGGUCAGUGGGAUUAUUUGAUGGAGGCAAUAUGCGAGGAAUAUGAUGAGGCAGAUGAAAAAGCUGAAAGGGCAGCGAUUGCGAGAGGGAAGACGCUAAGGGACCUGGAGAUGAAGGAAUUCUUUUGAAUUGAAAUGAGGACACAUAGCAAUAGGUUCAUAACGCCAAAUCAAAGAGCUAUAGCUCGAAAACGUUUCAUGCCUACUGCAU
This is a messenger RNA of Fusarium redolens, 2726 nucleotides long. RefSeq lists its product as uncharacterized. Lineage: Eukaryota; Fungi; Ascomycota; Sordariomycetes; Hypocreales; Nectriaceae. The coding region runs from base 155 to 2644 and encodes 829 amino acids. Gene Ontology annotation, cellular component: nucleus; cytoplasm. The transcript has 5 exons. The record is from RefSeq and is a predicted model, not a curated record. Gene Ontology annotation, molecular function: protein binding.